Cucurbitaria berberidis CBS 394.84 is the source of this 1413-nucleotide messenger RNA. RefSeq lists its product as uncharacterized. The record is from RefSeq and is a predicted model, not a curated record. Gene Ontology annotation, molecular function: peroxidase activity. Lineage: Eukaryota; Fungi; Ascomycota; Dothideomycetes; Pleosporales; Cucurbitariaceae. Bases 1 to 1413 code for a protein of 470 amino acids. The transcript is spliced from 4 exons.
AUGCGAGCUUCACUUCUCUUGACCACGCUUGUGGUCCCCACCGCGCUCGCCUUCCCCUGGCUGAAGCCCGAAGGACUCGAAGCGCUCCUGAACCAUCCGGAAGCGCAAGCUGAGAUCCGUCGUCGCCUCCAGGAGCGCGACGUCGCGCGAGAGGAGCCACGACAGCUCGGGACUGGCUUAGUCCCGGGAGUUAUCGAUCUUCUGGGUGGCACUGUGAAGGCACUCCUGGAUCCUGUAUUAGGUCUUAUUCCUACAAAAGACUCAGUAAACGGACUGAAGAAAUUUCCUGAAGCGAAGUACCCCUUCAAAGCUCCAGGAUCAACUGAUCAGCGCGGCCCUUGCCCUGGCUUAAAUACGCUCGCAAACCAUGGCUAUAUUCCCCGCAACGGUAUCGCUACAGUCGGACAGAUCCAAGCUGGAACACAAGCUCUUUUCAACAUGGGUGCCGAUCUCAGUGCACUCCUUGCCGUCGGCGGUGCGCUCGAUGGCGGCGACAUUGUUUCCACAAAGAUGAGCAUCGGCGGCCCCGACAAACGCGUCGGCGUACUCAACGGCGCACUCAACUCCGUCCUGGGCACACCAUCUGGCAUCGCAGGCCACGGCAAGUUCAACGAAGGCGAUGCUUCCGCCACACGUAUGGACUUCUACCUUAAUGGCGACAACAUCUCGUUUCGCCCUGAGCUCUUCAAGCAAUUGCACCAGCAAGCCCUUGCAAGAGGUAACGGCACAUAUAGCGUCGAUGCGAUCAAGGAACACUUCAAGAAUCGUUACGCAGCAUCCAAAGCAGCAAACUCACAGUUCUAUUUCAACUUGCCCUCCGCCGCCGUCGUUAUGGGUGCAUACUACUUCAUCCCGGGGUUCUUUUCAAACGGCACUAUUGGCGCGGGCGGCAUUGCGAAUGAAGCUUCUGUCACCAGCUUCUAUGGUGCAAAGCCCAAGGCUGGCAAGUGGAGCGAUCCGAACCUCGAGUACACCCACGUUCCGGAGCGCAUUCCUGAGGCAGGCUGGUAUCGUCGCGCUACACCAAUGACAAUCCCCGAGGCCGCUGCCGGCAUCCUAGACGUAUAUCUUUAUGCCAAACCCGCGCUCGGGGGUUCAGGCAAGGACCAGUCGUGGGUCGUUGGACCCGUUGAUAUUCCAAACAAUCCACAGGCACUGAGCUGUUUCCUAUACAACGCCAUCUACGCAAACUUCCCGAGCGAGCUGUUCAACUCAGUGGCCGUGCUAGGAACGGUCGUAAAUUUCUUGAGUAGUACUCUGGUGCCAGGGUACAAGGCUUUGGGUUGCCAGGUCAACUUCCCGGAUGCCAGCGGCUCAGGUUCACGCUCAAGCCGAUAUGAUCAGUGGGCGAAGACGUAUGUUGGCGAGGCAAAGACAAAGGCGGUUGGAAGUGGGUGGUAUAAGAAGAAUUAA